UGACUUCCUGGGCAAUCUGUCCUUCCGGAGACUGUUGAGCGCCAGACGUUUACAUGCAUGUCUGGACAGAGAGCAAGCCUGGCUCAUUCAGACCCCGGGCACCAGUCGGAGCAGAACUCAGUGGUGUAGACACGUGCGGCAGUUUACGCUGUAGGAUCCCCAGACCCACUGGCUUUGAACGUUUUGGGGGCUUACCAUGCCGCCACCCGCGGACAUCGUCAAGGUGGCCAUAGAAUGGCCGGGCGCCUAUCCCAAACUCAUGGAAAUUGAUCAGAAAAAACCACUGUCUGCAAUAAUAAAGGAAGUCUGUGAUGGGUGGUCUCUUGCCAACCAUGAGUAUUUUGCUCUGCAGCAUGCCGAUAGCUCCAACUUCUAUAUCACAGAAAAGAACCGCAACGAGAUAAAAAAUGGCACUAUCCUUCGAUUAACCACGUCUCCAGCUCAGAACGCCCAGCAGCUGCAUGAAAGAAUCCAGUCCUCGAGUAUGGACGCCAAGCUGGAAGCCCUGAAGGACUUGGCCAGCCUCUCCAGGGAUGUCACGUUUGCCCAGGAGUUUAUAAACCUGGACGGCAUCUCCCUCCUCACGCAGAUGGUGGAGAGUGGCACUGAGCGAUACCAGAAAUUGCAGAAGAUCAUGAAGCCUUGCUUUGGAGACAUGCUGUCUUUCACCCUGACGGCCUUCGUUGAGCUGAUGGACCAUGGCAUAGUGUCCUGGGAUACAUUUUCGGUGGCAUUCAUUAAGAAGAUAGCAAGUUUUGUGAACAAGUCAGCCAUAGACAUCUCGAUCCUGCAGCGGUCCUUGGCCAUUUUGGAGUCGAUGGUGCUCAAUAGCCAUGACCUCUACCAGAAAGUGGCACAGGAGAUCACUAUCGGCCAGCUCAUUCCACAUCUGCAAGGGUCAGAUCAAGAAAUCCAAACCUAUACUAUUGCAGUGAUUAAUGCACUUUUUCUGAAGGCCCCCGAUGAGCGGAGGCAGGUUGAUGUAGAGAGCAAUGUUGACAUCCUUGAUUGUCCUCUGACUGAGAUGGCGAAUAUUUUGGCUCAGAAGCAACUGCGUUCCAUCAUUUUAACACAUGUCAUCCGAGCCCAGCGAGCUAUUAACAAUGAGAUGGCGCACCAGCUAUAUGUUCUGCAAGUGCUCACCUUCAACCUGCUGGAAGACAGGAUGAUGACCAAAAUGGAUCCCCAGGACCAAGCUCAGAGAGACAUCAUAUUUGAACUUCGAAGAAUUGCUUUUGAUGCCGAGUCAGAACCUAAUAACAGCAGUGGCAGUAUGGAGAAACGAAAGUCCAUGUACACGCGAGAUUAUAAGAAACUUGGCUUCAUUAAUCAUGUCAACCCUGCCAUGGACUUCACACAGACUCCACCUGGGAUGUUGGCUCUGGACAACAUGCUGUACUUUGCCAAGCACCACCAAGAUGCCUACAUCCGGAUUGUGCUUGAGAACAGUAGCCGAGAAGACAAGCAUGAAUGUCCCUUUGGCCGCAGUAGUAUAGAGCUGACCAAGAUGCUGUGUGAGAUCUUGAAAGUGGGCGAGUUGCCUAGUGAGACCUGCAAUGACUUCCACCCAAUGUUCUUCACCCACGACAGAUCUUUUGAGGAGUUUUUCUGCAUCUGUAUCCAGCUCCUGAACAAGACAUGGAAGGAAAUGAGGGCAACUUCUGAAGACUUCAACAAGGUAAUGCAGGUGGUGAAGGAGCAGGUUAUGAGAGCACUUACAACCAAGCCUAGCUCCCUGGACCAGUUCAAGAGCAAACUGCAGAACCUGAGCUACACCGAGAUCCUGAAAAUCCGCCAGUCUGAGAGGAUGAACCAGGAAGACUUCCAGUCCCGCCCGAUUUUGGAACUAAAGGAGAAGAUUCAGCCAGAAAUCUUAGAGCUGAUCAAACAGCAACGCCUGAACCGCCUUGUGGAAGGGACCUGCUUUAGGAAACUCAACGCCCGGCGGAGGCAAGACAAGUUUUGGUAUUGUCGGCUUUCGCCAAAUCACAAAGUCCUGCAUUACGGAGAUUUAGAAGAGAGUCCUCAGGGAGAAGUGCCCCACGAUUCCUUGCAGGACAAACUGCCGGUGGCAGAUAUCAAAGCCGUGGUGACGGGAAAGGACUGCCCUCAUAUGAAAGAGAAAGGUGCCCUUAAACAAAACAAGGAGGUGCUUGAACUCGCUUUCUCCAUCUUGUAUGACUCGAACUGCCAGCUGAACUUCAUUGCUCCUGACAAGCAUGAGUACUGUAUCUGGACAGAUGGACUGAAUGCGCUACUCGGGAAGGACAUGAUGAGCGACCUGACACGGAAUGACCUGGACACCCUGCUCAGCAUGGAAAUCAAGCUCCGCCUUCUGGACCUGGAAAACAUCCAGAUCCCUGAUGCGCCUCCGCCGAUUCCCAAGGAGCCCAGCAACUAUGACUUCGUCUAUGACUGUAACUGAAGUGGCCGGGCCCACACGUGCCCCUUCCAAAACUGGAACACCUAGCUAACAGGAGAGAGGAAUGAAAACACGCCCACGCCUUGGAACCCUCCAUUGGUAAAGGGAAGCUGUGGGUCCACACUCCCUUGAGCCUCACCUCUAGCCCCGGCAACUUUCAGCCCCUAGCUGGCAUCUUGCUCACCGCCCUGAUUCUGUUCCUCGGCUCUACUGCUUCAGGUCACUUCCCAUGGCUACAGUCCACUGGUGGGACAAGAGCAAAGCCCACUGCUGGUAAGAAGGCCAAAGGGCCCUUCCAUCCUAGCCCCCUGCAGGCAUGCCCUUCCUUCCUCAGGACAGUAAAGCCAGCAGCCCCAGACUGCCCCAAAACUUGCCCACCAGACCAAGGGGAGUGCCCCAAGGCCCCCGUCUGGAGGAAAUGGCCUAGCUACUUGACGAGAAGACCAAACCCCACAUCCCCCUUUUCCGUCUCUAGAAUCAUCUCGCACCACUAGUCCCACUUGAAUUGAGAUCUGCACUCAAAUCUCCUCCCACCUCCCUCCCUGCUUUUGCCUUGCUCUGUUCCUCUUUGGUCCGAAGAGCCUCAGCUGCAGCCUCCUCAUGAUCCUCCCUAGCAUCAGUUUCCCAAACAGUUCACAGGUCCCAUGCCCACUUUGCGUCUGCACUGUGACCAUAACAGAUCUUCCCUCCUCACCAGCUAGUCUGGGGUUUCCUCUCCCUACCCCAGGCCAGAACUGCCUUCUUCAUUUCCACUCAUGCUCCCAGCCUCUUAGCUGAAAGCACAAAUGGUGAAAUCAGUAGUCUCGCUCCAUCUCUAAUAGACUAAACCUAAAUGCCUCUAGGACGGGCUGUUGCUAUCCAAGGAUUUGGUGUUACCUUCUCCUGGGAGGUCCUGCUGCAAAAUGAGUUCCACAGGAUGGUCAAGCUAUCAGACAUCCAAGUUUACAUCAUUGUAAUUAUUAUUGGUAUUUACAAUUUGCAAGAAUUUUGGGUUCUUUUUUUUUUUUUUUGCUUUGUUUUUGUACAAAAGAGUCUAACAUUUUUUGCCAAGCAGAUAUAUAUUUAAUGAAAAGAAGAGAUACAUAAAUGUGUGUAUUUCCAAUUUUUUUUUAAUUAUUUUAAUCCCAAACAUCUUCCUGAAAAUAACAUUCCCUUAAACAUGCUGUGGAAUAAAAUGGAUUGUGAUGA
Molecule: messenger RNA, 3610 nt
Organism: Cebus imitator (Panamanian white-faced capuchin)
Lineage: Eukaryota; Metazoa; Chordata; Mammalia; Primates; Cebidae
Gene: ELMO1
Product: engulfment and cell motility 1
Exons: 23
Coding region: 197-2425 (742 amino acids)
Biological process (GO): actin filament organization; cell motility
Cellular component (GO): plasma membrane; guanyl-nucleotide exchange factor complex
Source: RefSeq, a predicted model, not a curated record